Phyllotreta striolata is the source of this 3734-nucleotide messenger RNA. The record is from the annotation of a GenBank genome assembly. NCBI's taxonomy places the organism in Eukaryota, Metazoa, Arthropoda, Insecta, Coleoptera, Chrysomelidae.
GUCGGCGGGCGAUACGCCGAGCACAAGCUCCCACAAGGAGACUUCCACUCAGUCAAGACGAAGACGUCGAACGAGAACCACUAUCGGUCGUGCGUGCGGUCGCCCAAUUCCCUCAAGAACACCACAAUACAAAAAAAACCACCCCGAAACGAUCGGGAAUCCCCGCGUUAAAGUGCGCCCUCGAACCAACCUAGUGCAGUGUACGUGUACCACAACUAGUGCGCCUCUAAAUCCGAUUGAUUCGAGCAUUUCGAUCAGAAAUAAAUAAAGUAAAAGUGUGUGCGAUACGACCGAAAUCGACAACAGUGGCCCCCAAAUGCCCGCCGUGCGCGCCGCCACCGCCCAAACCGUCCCCCUUGAUGUUCAUGUUCCGCAGCAGGAAGACGAACCUCACUAGGCGCCUGGUGAAGGCCAGGAAGCGACGCGGCGGCAAUGAAACCGGCCGGCCGGCCGACGACGAUCGCGACCAGACGGGCGUCUUCGAGCUGCUGAAGCAGCUGCAGGAGAACCAGCUGGAGAUGCUGCUCCGAGCCGUCGACACCCGCGGCCAGGACGCCGGCAACUGCGUCCUGGUGGCGCGGACGGCGGUGGCGCCGUCGCGGCGCGUCGACUACGACGACGACCGCCAGCCGCAGCAGCCGCACGUGUCGUUCUGCCGGGCAUGGCGGUGGCCGGAUUUGAGAAAGGGCGGUGAACUGAAACGGUUGCCGAUGUGUAGGUCGGCCAGCGAUUCUGUAUACGAUUGCUGCAAUCCGUACCAUUGGAGUAGGCUCUUGCAACCUGAAACACCUCCUCCUCCAUAUAGUCGAAUAGAUAUGGAUCAAUUAAAACCCGAAGAGCGCGCUCCCAGCGAAGUCCCUCUCGUUUGUCGAGAUUCCUAUCCCGGUUCGCUCACCACGAACGGAGAUUCCGUGAAUCCUCUGGAAUGGUGCAAACUGGCCUACUGGGAGCUGUCGGAGCGCGUCGGGCCCCUCUUCCCCGUGGAACCACCGGCUGUGAAUGUAUUCGGAAACGUAUCCCAUCCCGACGGUCUUAGUUUAGAAAUGUUAGCUCAACAUAGUUUUAGUCCUAGCAAGUCAGCGGUCCAGAAAGCCAGGUGUAAAAUCGGUUUAGGAGUAACGCUAUCUCGAGAGGGCGGCCGCGUCUGGGUGUACAACCGCUCGGACAAUCCCGUCUUCGUGAACUCGCUGACUCUGGAGGACCCGGACUGUCCUCUGCCUACGCGCGUACCUGCCGAGCACUGCCUGUGCGUCUUCGAUCCGACGCGGGCGGCUCAACGAACGUUCGGCUGGGGCUUCGGCCACCGGCCGCCGAUCGGCCCCGUCGAUCCGAAUUCCAUUAGGAUCAGCUUCGCCAAGGGCUGGGGCCCGAACUAUUCCAGACGGGAGAUCACCUCCUGUCCCUGUUGGUUGGAGAUACUGCUGGCGCCUUGCAGGUGAUCCGGCACCGGCGGUUCGUUCGCAUCGGGACUGUCGGUUGUUGUUUUUUUUUAUUUUUAUUGUUGUUUUAUUAAUCGGCCGUCGGCCGGUGUUCGAGCAACGGGAGUACGGAGAAACGGGGAAGGCCGAGCGAUUAUUUAAAGGCAGUUUAUACGGACGCGUCGUUUGAGGAGAUGUACGGUUUUUUAUUAUGUAUCUUUCGAUGUCAUCGAGGUGAAUGAUGAUAGCAAAAGGCGAAAAUUCUACCGGGUUUUUAACCGGCUUUAUUUUGUUUGCUUAAAUGAUUUUUAUCGACGUAAAAACUAAUUUAAUGCAACUUUUAAUUCGUUUAGGACCGAUUUCUAAUGUUCCAUAUAACUAAUAGGAAUAUUAGAAAUUCAUGAAAUUCUAUUAGUGAAUCAUUAUUAUCAUUUAUCUCGACGUGUGCACUAAAUUCAGUAAUACCUGGAAUUAUUUUUUUAUCAUUCGUUUUGGGUCAAAAUUUGAAAUCUGUAAAUGUUUGCUUCUAUCUUGUUUAACGAUUGUUAAAUCGAAGAAACAAUUCCGUCCGAAGUCGAAGAAAGCAAAAAAUUCUUAACAAUAAAAUCAGAAAAUUAAACGAAAUACAUCACAAUUUGAAUUUCCAACUGGAUGAGAGACAAUAAAUUGAAUUUGCGGCAAAAUGUUAUUGCAAUUUCAAUUGAGUAUACAGAGUGUUAAUUAAUUGAAUGCCAAUAUUUCAGGAUGUGAAUAUUUGGAUGAUUUUAAGAAGAAAAGUUUCUAUCAAUGUAUGUCCUAAACCUCUUAGUUUCUGAGUUACAGGGUGUAAAAAUUUAGAAAAAAAACUUUUCUAUCAUAAUUUUCUUAUUACUCAUGAACACACUGUAACUGAACAAAUUUAUAGUAAUUGCAAUAACGAUUUUGCCGCGUUUUGGGGUGAUAAAAAAAUAAAGUAACUUAGACUUGAAAUUUCGAAUCGAAAUUUUCCACCCGAAUGCCUUAUUCGCAUCUCGUUCGAAUGAGAUGCAGAAUUUUCUUCAACCGAUUAACGUUUUGGUGCUUUGGGGCGUUUUUUAGCUAAAUGCCUUAGUCAGGGACCAUAAUGUUCGAUUUUUUUUACAUUGUUCCAUGGAAGCAUUUUUACUUAUUUAAAUAAGUUCGUUAGAAGAGAAAUUCCCGCAUUUGUCCUGUCGCAAUAAAUCAAAUAUGGGAAUUUGAAUUUGUACAUAAUAUAGGUAUGGUUUUGAUUUGUGCUAAAAUAUGUUCGUCGAAUGAAUACAGGUUUUUUUUCCAAACAGAAUGUAUACGAUAAUAAUAAUUAGGUAUGUUCUAGCACAGGACCGUCAUGAAAUUUUUGUGAUUUUAAGUCAUCAACGAUUCUUUAUGAUGCUGGAACACACCUGAAUAUUAAUUACACAAGCAGGGUGGUACCGAUGUUCCUAGAUUACUAUUAUUUUUGUAGCAUAUGCGAAAUUAUUAAAUACACAGGCUAUUCGACGAAUAUUUUUUAGGUACAUACAGUAAAAUCCAUUUAAAAUUAUGUUGGAAAUAAAUACAUGUAAUUGCACCAAUCACAAACAAUUAUUAUAAAUUCUACUGAUUAAUAAAUGGAGAAAAACACUAAUAAAAUGGAUUUUACUGUAUUUAUUCGGAUUUGUAAUUUAAUAAUCAAUUGUGUCACUAGUCAUUUUGGGCCUUAUAGGCUAGUCUCGGCGAUUUAGAUAUUUUUUACUACAAUGUAUAGAGUGCCUUUAACAAAAUGUAUAAUGCAAGAAAUUCGUAAUUGUAUAAAAAUUCGUCUAUUUAUUAAUCCAUAUAUGUUCCGUUAGACUUUUCAAUUUGUAUUCAGUGCCUUGAUGACCUAUUUAUUUCCUAACCGAAAUACAAGGUGUUCCAUAAUGACAUGCUAAUAUUUAAGGGGGUGAUAUGAAUAUGAAGUUUUUUUUUUCUUAAUAUGGGCUCAGAAAUCACACCCUUAAAUAUUAGCAUGUCAUUUUGGAACACCCUGUAUAAUUUUAUUUCCUUUGUCGAAAAUAAAUAUUGUAUUUGUAUUUUAUAUUAAUUUAUUUUGUACGCAGAAGGGCCUAGGCAAAUCUUGUUAAUACUCAAUUUAGACUUCCUCUGUUGUCGAAUGGAAAAAUUUUAUCGAAAGGUAGACAAUCAGAAAUGGGAUGUACUGUACUUUCGAAAAAAAAUGUAAAAAGUGUAUAGUAAAAAAAUCUACAGCACUAAAAAAACGAAGGGUAUAAUCAUAUCCUUGAAUCCUAAACUAAUAAAGAAAUUAAUUUCUAUAAAAUGGUUGUUUUAUUACCCUAA